UCCUACUUGACAUAUUUAUAUGUUAAUGCUUGAUUAAAGGGAGGAUUCCUUUAACAGCGUGCUCGCGUAGAAGAAUCACAACGUCAUGUGUCAAGUCUCCCUACAGACCUUCUGCAGCAUAACCGGAGGGAAAUAGAAACCUAGAAUAGACAUUUCAGCUCUUACAUAUAUCCGUCCAAACAGAAACAGUCCAACACUCGUGAACAUGUCCGAAGAAAACAUCUUCCUUUUUGUCCCGAAUUUGAUCGGGUAUGCCCGUAUUGUACUGGCUCUGUUAUCAUUCUACUUGAUGCCCUGCUGCCCUGGCCCAGCAGUGUUCUGUUACCUUCUGAGUGCCCUGUUGGAUGCCUUCGAUGGACAUGCUGCUCGUGCUCUUAAUCAAGGUACAAAGUUUGGUGCCAUGCUGGACAUGUUGACUGACCGUUGUGCCACCAUGUGUUUACUGGUGAAUCUGGCACUGCUGUACCCAUCCUACACUUUCCUGUUCCAGCUCAGCAUGUGUCUGGAUGUGGCCAGCCACUGGCUGCACCUGCACAGUUCCAUGAUGAGAGGAGCAACCAGUCACAAGACAAUUGACCUCUCUGGCAAUCCUAUUUUACGGCUGUACUACACAUCCAGGCCAGUGCUGUUUUUCAUGUGUAUGGGGAAUGAGCUGUUCUACUGUCUACUCUAUGCAAUGUAUUACAUUGAGGAACCACAAGUGUGGCUGCAGUGGCUGUUUGGAGUUUGCAGUGUGGUGUGUCUGCUGAAAUCUGGCAUUAGUCUCCUCCACCUCAUCACUGCCUCCUGCAACAUGGCUGCCAUCGAUGUGGCUGACCGUGAGAGAGAGAAGAGCAAAGCACAAUGAGAGAUUCAAGAGUACAGAAACCAAGUAGGAAGAAUAAAGAGAGAAUGGCAGAUCAAAAUAAUGAAAAUCAAUGGAAAUCAAUUAUGGGACCUCGCAAAGCUCACUGAGCAUUUAUAUUUAUUUUAAAAUAUUUAUUACCAAUGCUACUUGUGCAUAUUCCUUACAGGUUUUAUCCAUAUUCUUGUAGUUGUGCUUUUCAUUGCUAUUGAUGAAACUAGUUGCACUAUAUAAUGUUUGUUUUUGAGUGUCAUCAUAUUGACUUUUAUAUAGUUUUUUAUUUUUGUUGAUGUUUUUUUUAUAAUUAGGGAUGCACCGAUCCCAUACCUGGAUCGGUAUCAGCUCGAUAUUUAUAUUAUUUAACAGUUCGUGUAUCGGUAUGACGAGCCUGAUCCAAAUCAGAUACUUUGUGUUAGUCAUGGUCAUUACAUUCAAGUGCCAAAAAUGACAUAAACGCGCACCAUUGAGGUUGUCCAUAUGACUCGUGCAUUUUAUUCAAAGUCUCUUGAAGACAUACUAUAGCUUUAUGAAUCACAGAAGGCUGCAUUUAACAAGUAAAUAUGAAGUAUGCAUGCGCAGCACGUUUCAGUAAACAGAGAAGAGUGCGGAUGUGGUGCGCGUCAAGUAUAAAUGUCUCAGGCUGCCGAAAGCUGCGCACGCAGGACCCAUUGCGAUGCCAGGUGAAAGUUUAAACAAGGCUUUAAAGGUCUUUUUAAAGACCCGGGGCUGGUUGCAUAAACAUAGCCAUUAACUUAAAGGUGCGUACACACUGCCAGCGACAUCGCGCACGACAGCGACUCAAUACCAUUCAUUUUCAAUGUGAGCACAGCGACUUCCGGCGACACGAGCUGUCGCGACCGUUGGCGCUAGAUGUGGGCGUGUCCAGCGACGCGACAAAGUUGAGAAAAGUUCAACUUUGGAGCGACUAACGGAAGCGACAGCCAAUAGGAGAGACGACGGGAGAGCUCACGUGAUCCUUCUCUCUCUCUCUCUCUCUCUCUCCUGCAGUAACGGAAAGAUGGAUGAAAGGCUAAUUCUUGCUGUUAGAAAUUUUCCAGUGCUCUAUGAUAUGUCUCUUCCCACGUACAAGGACAUUUUAAAGAAAAAUACUGCGUGGAAAGGUGUAUCUGAGAUCACGGGAUUUUAUGGACCCAGACAGACCGACAUUUGCAUUUUCGCCGCAGAUAAACAGCCACUCUGGCAAACAGCACGACUUGUUUCUCAUUCAUCUUUGAUAUAAAGCAUUUUAUGUACUGAUCCCAUUUAUAUUUAGUCUUUUCCCUCCAAAAUGUUUGUUUUUAGUGGCAAGAAAAGAGAUUCGCUGUCAACAGCAAUGGAAUGACAUCCGUGAAUGUCAUUUAUAAACGUUACUAGGCAACCAGUAGUGGGAACACCCACUAGCGACUUCACCGGCAGCCACUGGCGACCUGCAGCGAUAAAGUCGCUGGCAGUGUGUACGCAGCUUAAGACUGCAUCUAACAAUUAGUUUGACUAGCUAAAGACGCCAUAGAAAGCCUGUUGCAUAAAACAAGCUCACAGUUGUCUUUAGUAAGACAGUCAAUUUGCAUUGCAUUGUGGGAAAAAUACGACACUGAACAGCUUAAAAAAAAUGGCCGACAGUGGACGCUCAAUAAAUGUUUUAUUCGCUGAGAAUAUUUGCUUAUUAGAGGACUACAAUGCUUCAAAAUGUAUUUUAAUGUACACUUUUAGUGAUUUAACCCAAAUAAUUAAAAACACAACAUUUUGUUACCAUUUUUGAAGUCAAAGUCUUAACUCAAGCCCCUUUCAGCCCUAACUGGCUCAGCUGACAGUUAUUUUCAAUGGCAAAAUGGAAUGUAAACAAAAGUUAGCCUGAGGUGUGUUGUCUUACAUUUUGGUCUUUAAUUAGACUGAUCUAAGUUUUUAUGCAACUGACUGAAAAAAUUAAGACCAACAUUUUAGAUGACUAACUAGUAAGACUAGUCUAAAACAGUUUUAUGCAACCGGCCUCAGGUGUGUUUCGACCUUCAAAAUAAAAGUCUGAAGUAUAUUACUAUCGUAUAAUACAAUUUUAGUUUUAUUUUAGUCAGAAAACAUUUUCUGACUUUUUUUUCUUUUGUUUGAAAACUUAAAGCAUUGCAAUUUUCAGCCAAGAAUUUUCGUUGGAUCAUUGCAUAUAACAACUAAAGUGAACAAGUCAGAUACAAGUUGAAUAAAUAAAUGUGCAAAGAAUACUGGCUUCUUUUCUACUGAAGACUUUCACUGGAAUAACUGUUAGUUUUGGUGCUGCAUUAUAAGGUAGUUAAAGUUUUUCUUAAUAAGGCUAUCAUUUAUAUUGAAAUAAUGUGUAGUUCGAAGUUUGUGUGGGAUAUUUUACACAUAAAUGAGGACCCCCAAUCAGUUCACACUGUGAAGUAUAGUUAUUCUAAACUUAUUAAGAAAAAAACAACACUGGAAUCGAAUAGGCUUAGGCUGAUACUGGAGAGAAAAUGUGGUACAGGUGCAUCCCUAUUUUUAAUACUGGAAUAAUCGUUUUAAGGGGAUUUAGAAAAGCUCUGGUUUUUUACACCAACAUUUCCACACCACAUGCGGUAGAUUUUCACAAAAACGGUCAAGAAAAUGUCUUAGAUAAUUCCGUUUUGCAUAUAGAAAAUUAAGCCUAUUUUUAGGACCAGUUACGCACAUUUUAUCCCCAAAUUCGAAUUAUCUCAAUGCAAAAAAAAAAAAAAAUAAUAAUAAUAAUAAUUAAAUAUUCAUCAUGUUUUCAUUACCACAACAUGAUUUUUUUUUUUAUUUAAAAGUAUUUAUAUCAAUUUAUACUCUCUUAAUUUUCACUGAAUCUACAAAAAAAAAAACUCUUUAAUCAAAAUUAUCAUUGAAAACAAUGGGAAUAAUACAAGUGAAACACCUAGAUGUGUUGCGGUAAUGAGAAUUGUGCUUGAGCAUCCUGAAAAUAAUGUCACAAUGCAAAAAUUGUAAUGGCCUUAAAUGUGUGCUUCAUUUUCUUCAUGCAAAAUAUAAUUUCUUUGUAUUGUUUUUGGGUUAAAUAUGACCAGCACAUUUUCUUGUCAGGGUUUAAAAGAAGCACCCAUACACAAAGACAUUCCACACCUCAGCUGAAAGCCACUUGAGUAUUGUUGUAUUGUUGUAUUGGAGCAGUCUAGCACUUUAUGCUUGACAUUGUGUUGUUGCAGGUAUAUCAAAUAAAUAGUAUCUAUUUGAAUAUUAGUUUGAGGAGUGUGAAGCCAUUAUUAUAUUAUACCUGUGUCGUCCAUAGCCUGAAUGUAUUAUGGGUGAUGGUAGAGGAGUAGGCAUACUGUAUUGUUACAUUUUUUAGAGCUGUUGUUAGAAAUGAUGAGAAAUGAGAGUUAUAUAACUGAGGAAAGAAAUCAUUUUGUACUGUAACAUGUGAUUUGGCAAUAAAGAU
Molecule: messenger RNA, 4250 nt
Organism: Xyrauchen texanus (razorback sucker)
Lineage: Eukaryota; Metazoa; Chordata; Actinopteri; Cypriniformes; Catostomidae
Product: CDP-diacylglycerol--inositol 3-phosphatidyltransferase-like
Exons: 6
Coding region: 206-847 (213 amino acids)
Biological process (GO): phosphatidylinositol biosynthetic process
Cellular component (GO): membrane; Golgi apparatus
Molecular function (GO): CDP-diacylglycerol-inositol 3-phosphatidyltransferase activity
Source: RefSeq, a predicted model, not a curated record